CUUCCUGCCCCUUGUAAAAGACAACCAUGUCCACUUACACACAUCCUGUCGCCGCUGUGACCUCCCCCGCUGCUUGGGCUCUGAUCGAGGACAAGUUCAGACCUCAUGCGAAGGAGAUGCUUGCUAAGCUGGUCGACUUCGUCCAGAACGAAGUCGUGCCUGCCGAGCGCGUCUAUCUGGCACAGAUCCCCACAGAUCCCGUAAAGCGAUGGCAGACGAUCCCGCCUAUCCUGGACGAGCUCAAGACGAAAGCUAAGAAGCUCUGUCUGUGGAAUAUGUUCCUGAGCAAGACGCACUAUCCGGAUGUGGGGAUCGACUUGACUAAUUUGGAGUACGCCCUCAUGGCUGAGGUAAUGGGUCGCACAGGAGCUCUGGCCUCUAUGGCUACCAACUGCUCGGCACCGGACACAGGCAACAUGGAGGUAUUCGCUCGCUAUGGUACUCCUGAGCAGAAGAAGAAAUGGCUUGUGGACUUGAUGGCGGGAAAGACGAGGUCGUCCUUCUCCAUGACAGAACGCUUCGUUGCCUCUUCCGACGCGACGAACAUCAGGACGUCAAUUCGGAAGGAGGGAAACGAGAUCGUCAUCAAUGGACAUAAAUGGUGGAUCAGCGGCGCUGGUGACCCGCGCUGCGCCGUCCAUCUCGUUAUGGGCAAGUCCGACCCUACGAACCCAGAUCGGUACAAGCAGCAAAGCAUCGUAAUCGUCCCCGUCAACGCACCAGGUGUUCGCGUCGUCCGACCCAUGACCGCAUUCGGGUUCGAUGACGCGCCUGAGGGACAUUGUGAGGUUAUCUACGAGAAUGUGCGGGUUCCAGAGAGCAACUUGAUCGCUGGCUGGGGGAGGGGAUUUGAGGUCAUCCAGGGAAGGCUCGGGCCUGGACGCAUCCAUCAUUGCAUGCGCUCUAUUGGCCUUGCCCAGCGCGCACUUGAUCUCAUGCUAGAGCGCAUUACAGACCCAACGAGGAAGACAUUCGGCAAGUACUUGCACGAGCACGGAACGAUUGUUUCCAAUGUUGCUAAAUCCAGGGCGGAAAUCGACUCCGCGAGGCUUCUAGUGCUGAGCGCUGCGAACCAGAUUGACAGGGCACGCGCUAAAGGAGCGAUGAAGGAGAUUGGUAUUGCUAAGUUCGUCGUGCCGUCUAUGGCGCUCGACGUUGUCGACCGGGCGAUGCAGUCUUUCGGCGCCGAGGGGAUCUCGCAGGAUACGCCGCUGGCAUAUUUCUUCUCCGGAUUGAGGCAACUGCGGUAUGCUGAUGGACCAGAUGAAGUGCACAUCCAGCAGAUCGGAAGGAAGGAGAUUGAGCGCGCGCCUGAGCUGGUGCGGCUCAGCCAAGUUGCGGCUCGGAAGGAGAAGCAGCUGUUUGCGAGCGCCGGGCUUGAGGCGAGGCUCUGAGAGCGCGUGGAGAUUGAAUGAGUUCGUGCAGUUGCAUCUCCGGGCGGGUCAAACGCUUCCAUGUGCCCAAGUCCGCGCGCCUAGGGAUUUCAGGUACUCGGUUCUUCACUUGAGAG
Dacryopinax primogenitus is the source of this 1510-nucleotide messenger RNA. RefSeq names its product acyl-CoA dehydrogenase NM domain-like protein. NCBI's taxonomy places the organism in Eukaryota, Fungi, Basidiomycota, Dacrymycetes, Dacrymycetales, Dacrymycetaceae. Bases 27 to 1394 code for a protein of 455 amino acids. The record is from RefSeq and is a predicted model, not a curated record. Gene Ontology annotation, molecular function: flavin adenine dinucleotide binding; oxidoreductase activity, acting on the CH-CH group of donors. The transcript is spliced from 12 exons.